Suillus subalutaceus is the source of this 2058-nucleotide messenger RNA. RefSeq lists its product as uncharacterized. The transcript is spliced from 13 exons. The record is from RefSeq and is a predicted model, not a curated record. The coding region runs from base 1 to 2058 and encodes 685 amino acids. Lineage: Eukaryota; Fungi; Basidiomycota; Agaricomycetes; Boletales; Suillaceae.
AUGGACUCGGAACUUGAGGGGUGCACUGCAACUGGUCUGGAAAUACGCAAUUGUCACAGUGGUCCGACAUCUACAAAAUGCCCGAAUUGCGGACUUGAAUUUGCGUCAAAUCUUGCUGUUGUAGAUCAUCUCAAUGAUCAGAUGCAUUCUUGUUGGAACAGAGAGCCCACUUACCGCUUGCCAAUCCCUCCAGCUUUCCAACGGGGAGACAACAACCGAGAAGAAGUCACUGGCCAGUACCAUCCAAACAAUAAAUCCAUCGUACCCUUUGUUGAUCAGGCUGAAUGGCAGCUAGCAGAGUUCCUCGUUCAACGGCUGACACAAACCGAUAUUAACAAAUUUCUGAAACUAGACUGGGCAAAACGCGAAUAUGGCGAGUUUUUUACAGCUAACAUGGCUUUCGAUAUUCAGAAUGACCUUCCAGAAGGUGCCACUAUGGUACCAAUCAUCCUCGCAUCUGACAAGACGCCCUGUAACCAGGAUGUCGGAGGAUUAGAAAUGCACCCGGUGUUCCUUACGAUUGCCAAUAUUCAAUCUGAAGUUCGUAUGAAUGCCACCGCUCAUGCAUGGCGCUGUGUUGCAUUUAUCCCGAUUCCGAAGUUUGAUGUUCACGCGGAUUUCCAAACACUCCUCCAUGCUCGCCUGUUCCACAAGUGCAUGGACAUGAUAUUCGCCAAAUGCAAGGACUCCAUGGGUUAUAUCCAGCAUUGCUUCACUCCGCUCGUCGCAUAUACAGCUGAUCUCCCUGAGGCACAGCUCAUCGCUUGUGUCUCAAAAAAUGCGUCACCACUUACGAUGGCAACCCAAAGCGACUUUGGCAACCAUACGCUCAAGCUCAUCUACGACCUAUGCAAACGUGUUGAUCCAUGGAAUGUACCACUCUUCCAACACGAAGUUAAAGCAUUGCUGCUUAGCGGCGUUCAUCAGCCAUAUUGGAGAGAUUGGCCGCAUGCAGAUCCAAGUCAUUUUUUGCCAGGCGAACUGCUUCACACCUGUCACAAAUAUUUUGGUGACCAUCCUUUAAACAAACACAACCCCCGAUUUGUCCAUGCCAUUCAUUUCCUCACCGAAUUCAUUUACCAGGCACAGAGCCCCGUGCACACUGACUCGUCCAUUGAUGCUAUGGUGCACUCCCUCCACAUGUUUCAUACGCUGAAGCAAGCAAUACUCGAUGCCGGUGCUCGGAGAGGGAAGAGUGGAACGAUCGAUAACUUCCUCAUCCCAAAAAUGGAGUUGUUUCACAGCUUUGCGGGGUCCAUCAGAGAUCUCGGAGGUCUGAUACAGUACUCAGUGGAUGUUAGACUAGUUCGGCAAGCCAGGAAUUUUACCUUACAGGUCGUCCAAAUUCUCAAUCGUGACGAAACCAUGCGACGCUUCAAUCUUUAUACCCUUUUGCAUUCGCAUGGUACACCGCUUCGUGAAUGCCAUCACAAUCGAAGACAACAUCGUCAUGGAGACAGAUCCUACUUUGGCCUGGAUAGCGCAUGUGCUUCCCGCGAGCAGAAUCGCUUCCAUGGCCCGCAACUUGUCCGCAACCAUUUUUUGAAGGGAAUACUUUCUGUUGAAGCUAAUGCCACCUUUCAUGUCACCAUCUCUCCUGAUCGAAAGUCACUUCCUAUCACUGAUCUGCAAUCUAUCUACUCUCCUCCCAGAUUUUGGCGCAGACAUGGAACAAGUUUCAGUUUACAGCUACACUCUACCUUCCAGUCGCGAGUUGUGAUGCCGAGUCAAAUCGUCCAAGCAUACAUACAUUGCGCAAGUGCGUUGUGUUUUUCAAGCUAUUGCCAGGAAAGACUCGCCCCUUCUUAUAUGUUCAGUACUUUCAGAUCACAGCAACACCUACUGAGGAUGCAAGCGCUGGCAUGUCAGAUCUUCCAACCUGGCAGCAUCAUUCCGCUGACAGCCGUUACCUGUGCUGUUGAGCUGAUCCCUAUGUAUGGUUCAAAGAUGGAUCGCACGAUAAAUGCUGCGAACGCAAUGGAGAUCUGUGAUGAAUACUACUUGAAUACAUUUUCGGACAAGGAAGUUUUCAAUACAAUGCACAGUGGUUUGAUGUAG